UCCUUCACUGUCAGUGUGUGCGGUGACAAACCAGCAUCCGUGAGCUCCCAAUCCAUCUCCAAUUGUAAAUUAUGGAAGAGAUUAAUAACAUUGAAGUCGUUCCGUGCACAGAGUCCAACUAUCUGAAACCGUUCCGGGUAAACUAUAACCAGAAUGGCACAAAGAAAUCCUGGGACUUCAUGCGAACCCAUGACAGUGUAUCAGUGCUGAUCUUCAACACCACCUCACACUGUUUUGUCCUUGUCAAGCAGUUCCGUCCAGCUGUAUACAUGUGUGAGUGGGAAAAGGCCAAGAUGCAGCCGCCUCAAGCUGAUGAAAAGACCGCAGAGGGCGCCGCCGAAGCCUCAGCUUCUGAGCCUCAGGAGGGCCAGUCGGCCUCAGCAGGGGAGAGCUCUUCUCAAUGGCCCCCAGCCUCAGCAGGGGUCACCUAUGAGCUCUGUGCUGGCUUGGUGGACAAACCUGACCUCCCUUUGGAGGAGAUCGCCCGGCAGGAGGUGCUGGAGGAGUGUGGCUACGAUGUGCCAGCUUCUAAGCUGAAGAGGAUUACUUCGUACAGGUCAGGUGUGGGUGUAACGGGUGCCAAGCAGACCAUGUUUUACGCCGAGGUGUCUGAUGACAACUGUGUUGGCGCAGGUGGAGGUGAGCCACGUGAGGGGGAGCUUAUCGAGGUGGUCAAAGUCCCGCUGCACGAGGCCAUGACGUUUGCCUACGACGAACGUAUUCCUAAGACCAUGGGCGUCAUUUUUAGUUUCAUCUGGUUCCACAAUAACAUGUCUCCCAAGUACAAGAUUUCCACCAAUGUGUAACUAAUCGCCCUUUUCUGUCAUUUAUUAGAAAUUAAAAUUAAACACUGGCCCAGUACAUCCACUCUUCUCCUUAAGGCUCGUCAUCCUGUAUUGCCUUUUUGCUUAUUGGUACAUGAUGAAGUUGGGGGGGGGCUUGUCUUGUUGCCAGCUGGUUUCUUUUUUUUAAAUUUUUUUUUAUUUAUUUAUUUAUUUUGCCCCGGUCACUUUUUACAUUUUUAUUUAUUUUAAUUAUUUUCCACAAACAGUUUGCCAUAGCUGGUUUUCACUGGCACUUUUUCCUCUUAUUUCUUUUUUUUUUUUUCUUUCUUUUUUUUAAGUACAGAUAUAGGAUUAUCAUUUAAUUUACUGUGCCAUCUGUUAAGAAUGGCUGCAUAUCACUGAUUUCAUUUGCCUGCCCUUAAUUAAAGGAAUGCUCCACUGUUUUCUUCAUCUUGAAUGUCAUCUGCAUGAAACUGAUCAUUUUAAGAGGACAUUGGUUACAUACAUUCUUAGUAUUCUUAGUGCUUAUUUUAUGCCAAGUUUCUGAGUUGAAAUACCACUGAUAUCAAUGUCUCAACUCAGAUGCACAGGUUUUUUUAUUUUUUGUCUCUUUUAACCUCAACGUAUCCAACUCUGCAUGUAAGAAUGCAAUCACAUUACUCUAUUAGCAUACUAGAAAACAUUAAACUUUCUCCAUCAAUAUUGCAUCUUUUAUUUAAUUUAAAUCAACCAAAAUGUCACCAACUGUGAUCCUAUCUAGAAAUGAAUCCAGCUUGCUCAGUUUGCAUCUUUUUAGCAAUUGAAAAUUUGCUUGCAAGAGUAUCUAUUGGCCACCAUCAAGUAUGCUGAAAAGGGGUAUAAAUGCAGAAAACACAAAAACAGUGGAGUGUUCCUUUUUAUACACAAUCCAGUAAUGCAAAAACAAUGCUCGUUCAUUGUGGGGCCUUGUAAUGAUGGAGGUGUUCAGGCAUGCCUCAUGUAAAUUUUCUGACCCACAGCCUUUAAGCAAUAUCCAUUAAAAUACCCCAGAAUAAAAAAAGAAAACAAUCACUCAGUAUCACUAAAAAUCUGUGCUCACUCUGUUUGGAGUUGUUUAUAAAGUCAAACCAGUUGUCACACGCAACCUUCUUUUACUACACAGGAAAAUCAUACACCUACCUCUGCACCGAGGCCUAUUUUUUCUGUUUUCUGUGUAUCAUUGUACCGAAGCACAAUCCUGAUUAGAAGAAUUCUGUACAGUUAACACUUGAAUCCACUUCUAAUGGCAUCUUCACAUUUAGCUUAGAACAUGAGAAUCUGCAGUGGGUUAAUGUUUGCUUUUCAGACUUGUAAACUUCCUGAUUAGGGAAUCACUUUUUAGAGAUUUGGAUUUAUCCACAAUGGAAAAACCUUUAUUUUUUACGUUUUCAUGUGUCAAUGUUUCUUCAUGAACUUGUUAAUCAAGCUUUGAUGUGUUAAAAAGGAAAAUGCUAAAUCUAAAAGCCCACCUUCUAUUUAAUUUAAUAUGCCAUUAACUUAAUAUCCCAGCAGCAUUUUGACUAAUCUCAGGUCCAGAAAAUCAAACCUAUGGUCAUAUUCAGGAUGGAUCCCUGGGUGUGGCAAAGACCAGCAAGUUAUUACAAAGUUAGAUUAUGACAUUUUAAAACCACUUCCAGCUUGAUUACUGACAAUUUAAUUGUUUUUCUUCAUUGUAAAAGGGCUGGCACUUCAUUUCUUAUUUGAUAUGUCGCAGGAAAGAAUCUCCGAUGUUGAACUUUAUUAAAAGAAAUAUGCAAAAACUGAAAAAAAGCCAAUAAUGUUUUUAGAAUGUGAUCUUCACCUAAAACAUUACUAUGCCUCCAUUUUAAGAGAACUACAUCUCCAAACUCUGGAGCAGCCAGUUGUUUAAUACUUCGCUUAGUCUGGGAAUAUAAUUGCCUUAAACGAUGUGAACACAUCUAUCAAGGCUGCCGCGCAUAUUCUGCGCCGUUUAAAGCUUUGGCUGUCCAUGUCCUGAGAAAAACUAUCAUGCACGCAGUGACCAUUAGAGAGUGCAGGGGCAAAAUAUGAGCAUAUAUUCAAUGUCCUUUACCUAUUGGCCACAAAUACCAUCUACAAUGCCACAGCUCUGGCAUUUUUUUUCAUAGUUUUAACAUGAAUCAAAUCCUACCCUCUAGCAUCGUUGUGUCCUGCAAAACUGACAGCUCUGUUUGGUUCGAGUUCUCUAGUGUGCCCCUUAAAAGAAUCCUCCUGUAACAAUUGUAGUACACGUCUAAGUGUACGAACAAUAAGACCUGUGAUGGAGCCGAUUGCCUACAUGACCGUGUGGUUAUAAACCAUGUAUAUUCCCAGCCUUAAGGCAACCUCAAAGUCUAAAAGGUGGGAAAUCUGUGCAAAAUCCAGCAAAAUACAUUUGAACAUUUUAGUUAACAUGGUGAAAUUUUAUUAACCGUGAGAGCGCCACGAAAAAGUGCUGCAUAAACUGAAUUAAUUCAUUGUACUUAAUAACAGAAAUUACAGUUGAUGUACAACCUUGUUUGCAAAAUGAUUAAAUGCAUUGAUUGGAAAUUUAUUUAAGUUUUAUUUGAUUAAAUUGAGUUUGAAACUAUUGUUUUUUUCAAAAAUAGGUUUCCUCUCUAAGCAAAGCUAAUACAAACGCAGUCUAUUUUUGGAUACUAUAGAGAGGUGUCUGCUGUUGAGCCUGCCUUCAUUAAUAUAAAUACAUGGUCUAAAACGAUUAUACAGCUGAGUCAACACCUCUACAAAAACAGGACAGUAUAAUCUUCAUAAAGGGAGGAUUUAUUGCAGAAUUGUUGUAUUAGGCUGCAUUAGUGUCGGAUGGAUGGACCACUCUCACACUGUGAGCAGGUUAUGCUCUCUAGUGUGGAGGAUUAAUUUUGUUUUUAAAGCAUAAAGGAAAGCCGACAAUCAAAUGUCAACAUUUUUCUCCUUUUUUUUUUUUGUGCAUCCUUCUCUCUUUCGAUUCCUGAAGCAGUUUAAGAGAUGACUGCUUCAUUUUUAAGCAUCACAACAUGUUACGUGGUGCCACUUUAAGUCUUACUUUCUGCACAAAUAAAUAUAACCAAACUAAAUAUGUUUAGUUUGAAACACAGUUGAAUACUUAGUCAUUUACACCCAAAACUACAUAAGAAUAAAUGCAUAUACAGUAUGUUUAACCCUUAAGCCACACUUAUCUUCCCUUCUCUAAGUGAAAUUCUUUGUCCUGCUGUUAAAAAAUAUUUUGCAUGAACAAUUUGAAUUAUUUCCAAGUUAAUAUUACUUGGAAAAAAAAAAAAAAAAGCAGAACGAAUUUGUAUUUUCUCAGGAUCAAUCGGGCACUGCAACCUAAACACAAAAUCAGAUCCUCACAAAUGGGAGCUUAU
This is a messenger RNA of Melanotaenia boesemani (Boeseman's rainbowfish), 4147 nucleotides long. RefSeq names its product nudix (nucleoside diphosphate linked moiety X)-type motif 14 (gene nudt14). The record is from RefSeq and is a predicted model, not a curated record. The transcript is spliced from 5 exons. Gene Ontology annotation, biological process: nucleoside phosphate metabolic process; ribose phosphate metabolic process. The coding region runs from base 72 to 806 and encodes 244 amino acids. Lineage: Eukaryota; Metazoa; Chordata; Actinopteri; Atheriniformes; Melanotaeniidae. Gene Ontology annotation, molecular function: UDP-sugar diphosphatase activity; metal ion binding.